Messenger RNA from Coregonus sp. 'balchen', 3933 nucleotides. Lineage: Eukaryota; Metazoa; Chordata; Actinopteri; Salmoniformes; Salmonidae. The record is from the annotation of a GenBank genome assembly.
CGAUAUACGCGCUAAAUUUGUAACCAUUGGACUGGGCCUCUCAGAAGUUGUUUGUCAACUAUCAACAGAAAUGCCGUAAGUUUCUUACUAUCUAUUCCUUUGUGUUAGAUAACUACACAUUUAUCAACAUUAUUAAUGAAUCAUACAAUGUAAUAACUGUGCAAAUGAAGUUGUUGGCCUCGAUAAACUAGCGAGCUCGCUAAAGUAGCUAACGUUAGCUGAACAAGCCAGCUUGGGGGGGGUCCUACUAAUUAAGCUAACAGUAGUUUCUAAUACACACUUUAUUUAAUGUUUCUAAAUGAUCUUCACUGUCUUUCACAGAGCCAAAAGAACACUCCGUUUGGAGGACAAGGACAACGUGAGUUAGUGUAGAAAACAUCAGUGAUUGUUAUGAGAGAAUUUGAGCCUAACUUACUGUAGCUAGCUAAAUUGAACUGGCAAUUUCUGGGAGUGUGACUUCUGUUCUGCAUCAUAACGUUAUGGCUAGUAAGCAUAACCAGGAGAAAAUGUAAUGGGUAAAUGUAUUAUUUGUGUGUCUGUGUGCACCAAACAGACACCAGCCAAGAGACCUGCACCAGACAGAAACUACUCCCCAUUGACUGGUACCUACCAGAUGAGUCCCAGUGCAGCUUUUCAAGCAGGUACAGUAAGGCAUCACAUGACAAAGAAAUAACCUUAUAAAAUCAACAAACAAGACAAAAAAUAUUUGUCACAUACACAGUUUACAGCCAGUAUAAAAGGUGCAGCGAAAUGCUUAUGUGUUAGCUUCCUCAACAGUGCAGUACAUUAGGCAAUACCAACAAUAAAAGAGUAACAAGUAAAAGAAGAGGUAGUAUGCUGAAGCAAUAAGGCACGAGGGGGUGUGGUAUAUGGCCAAUAUACCACGCUAAGGGCUGUUCUUAGGCACGACGCAACGAGGUGCCUUACUGCUAUUAUAAACUGGUUACCAACGUAAUUAGAGCAGCAAAAAUAAAUGUUUUGUCAUACCCGUGGUAUACCACGUCUGUCAGCCAAUCAGCACUCAGGGCUCGAAUCACCCAGUUUAUAAAUAGUAAUAACAGACUGUAUUUACAUUUGAUAGCUUGUUCAACAUCUAUAGAAAGUGCUCAUGAAUUUGCAUACCAUUGUGACAUUUUGUACUUCAUCAACAGGUAAAGCCAAAGCCAGUGGGAAAACUGCUAAUUCCUGUAAACCACAGGUGCCACAGACAGAAGUGGAAAUGUGAGUAUUGUAAAAUAUCACAGUCUCUUUUUUUAAUGUACACAACAGCAAUACUGCUAAGCUAGCUAUAUAUACACUGAACAAAAAUAUAAACGCAACAUGCAACAAUUUCAGAAGAUUUUACUGAGUUACAGUUCAUAUAAGGAAAUCACUCAAUUGAAAUAAAUUCAUUAGGCCCUAAUCUAUGGGUUCACAUGACUGGGAAUACAGAUAUGCAUCUGUUGGUCACAGAUACCUUUUAAAGGGGGGAUGUGAAUCAGAAAAACAGUCAGUAUCUGGUGUGACGACCAUUUGCCUCAUGCAGCGCGACACAUUUACUUUGCAUAGAGUUGAUCAUGCUGUUGAUUGUGGCCUGUGGAAUGUUGUCCCACUCCUCUUCAAUUGCUGUCUGAAGUUGCUUGAUAUUGGCAGGAACUGGAACAUGCUGUCGCACAUGUCGAUCCAGAGCAUCCCAGACAUGCUCAAUGGAUACAAUGUCUGAUGAGUAUGCAGGCCAUGGAAUAACUGGGACAUUUUCAGCUUGCAGGAAUUGUGUACAGAUCCUUGCGAAAUGGGGCCGUACAUUAUCAUGCUGAAAUAUGAGGUGAUGGUGGCGGAUGAAUGGCACGACAAUGGGCCUCAGGAUCUCGUCACGGUAUCGCUGUGCAUUCAAAUUGCAAUCGAUAAAAUGCAAGUGUGUUCGUUGUCCGUAGCUAUGCCUGCCCAUACCAUAACCCCACCACCACAAAGGGGCACUCUGUUCACAACGUUGACAUCAGCAAACUGCUCGCCUACACGCUUUCUGCCAUCUGCCCGGUACAGUUGAAACUGGGAUUCAUCCAUGAAGAGUACACUUCUCCAGUGUGCCAGUGGCCAUCGAAUGUGAGCAUUUGCCCACUGAAGUUGGUUACAACGCCGUACUGCAGUCAGGUCAAGACCCUGGUGAGGACGACGAGCACGCAGAUGAGCUUCCCUGAGACGGUUUCUUGCAGUUUGUGCAGAAAUUCUCAGGUUGUGCAAACCUACAGUGGCUGGUCUCAUGAUCCCGCAGGUGAAGAAGCUGGUUGUGGAGGUCCUGGGCUGGCGUGGUUACACGUGGUCUGCGGUUGUGAGGCUUGUUGGAUGUACUGCCAAAUUCUCUAAAACGACGUUGGAGUCGGCUUAUGGUAGAGAAAUUAACAUUAAAUUAUCUGGCAACAGCUCUGGUGGACAUUCCUGCAGUCAGCAUGCCAAUUGCACGCUCCCUCAAAACUUGAGACAUAUGUGGCAUUGUGUGGUGUGACAAAACUGCACAUUUUAGUGGCCUUUUAUUGUCCCCAGCACAAGUGCACCUGUGUAAUGAUCAUGCUGUUUAAUCAGCUUCUUGAUAUGCCACACCUGUCAGGUGGAUGGAAUACAUUGGCAAAGGAGAAAUGCUCACUAACAGGGAUGUAAACAAAUGUGUACACAACAUAUGAGAGAAGAAAGCUUUUUGUGAGUAUGGAACAUUUCUGGCAUCUUUUAUUUUAGCUCAUGAAACAUGGGACCAAUGCUUUACAUGUUGCAUUUUUCAAUUUUUGUUCAGUAUAGAAUAACUUCCUGUUUGAAGAUUUCAGGUGUGCAAACCAAAAAGAAAACCUAUUUAUUCUGAUACUAGGAAAGAAGGGGAUGUCUCCCUUUUUAUUAUCGGUGGAUAUUUCAAUUGCCACACUUGGCUGAUGGUCAUUAUGACGAAUCAUAAUUUAAUGACAGGAGACAUGCAAUGAAGUGGAUUCAUCAUUGGCCAAAUUAUCAGUGAUUUACAUAGCACUAAAAAUAGUUGGUUAAGAGUACUUUAAGACAAGGGUAAUUUCCUUCCCCAAAGCAUACCCAUUUUGAGUCCAUUCUAUCCAUCAAGACAAGCAUUAGUUUUGAAUUUUAUAGUGCAGUCAUUUAAGAGGGAUCUAUUUAAAUGUUACCAUUCAAAUAUGGUCAUGACGUAUUUGAUAGACUAGACAUGCUGUCAUCAGGGGAUAUUAUUAUGAGAGUUUUAACUAUAUCAGUAGUAUAGUCCUAUAUCUCUAACCUGUGAUUUUAAUGCAUUUAACACUUUGUUCAUUUGGACCUUACCUUAAUUAAUUUGGACCAGACUACAUGCCAUCAGCUCUAAACUGGAAGCAUCAGUUGGAGCAUUUAUCAAGGCAAGGCAAGAGCUGGAGACAAUAGUGGUAAGUUAAAAAUGUUUUGUCUAAUUUCCCUAUCGGUGAAAAAUGACAUUUUAGUGCUUCCAUCAUAGCUCCAGUUUGAGUUAAAGUAUAUGAUAGCCUAAACCUUGAUUUUACUCUGGUAUUUUCAGGUCAUUGCAUGCAUUGUAGGGACCGUUUAUAUUUGUGAUGUUAAGGAACUGCUCACCCUUUUCAUAUCGAUCUGAGUAUGAUGAUGUAUUGUUUUUGCCAUCAUCAGGCUGCAGAGGGCAGCAGUGAGCUGAAGAGUUUCUUUUCUAGGGGCUCUGCUGACCUGAAGACCGAACUGAGGAGGCACAGAGAACUUGGUGAGUGGGGAUUUAACCACCUCUGUAGCUCAGCUGGUAGAGCACAGCGCUUGUAACGCCAAGGUAGUGGGUUCAAUGCCCGGGACCACCCAUACACAAAAAAUGUAUGCACGCAUGACUGUAAGUCGCUUUGGAUAAAAGCGUCUGCUAAAUGGCUAUUAUUAUUAUUAUUAUUAUAGUAUAACCAUACAGUAUAUGGUAUGAUGACAAGGGUCAUUCAAUAA